Molecule: messenger RNA, 3091 nt
Organism: Bemisia tabaci
Lineage: Eukaryota; Metazoa; Arthropoda; Insecta; Hemiptera; Aleyrodidae
Product: WD repeat-containing protein 3
Biological process (GO): maturation of SSU-rRNA
Cellular component (GO): Pwp2p-containing subcomplex of 90S preribosome; small-subunit processome
Molecular function (GO): snoRNA binding; protein binding
Source: RefSeq, a predicted model, not a curated record
CAAAAUUUAGGUUAGGGUUUCAGAAUUUUAAUUUUGAUUGUUUACUCACUCUCACAGUGAGAAAAAAUGUCGUAUUUUCCAUUUUAAAUAGUCACCUUUUGCACUUAAGCUUUCAUCAUGGGUUUAACAAAACAGUACUUACGUUUUGUGCCAAGUGGUGUGUGUAAUAUCAUUGCAAGUUCCACAUGCAACAUUUGUUUUGUCGUUGUGAACGGCCAAGAAGGAAGAUUUGUCGCUGUAGGUGCUGCUGAAGAUGUCGUGAUAUGGGACUUAAGGCUUUCUGAAAAGACUCAGCAAUAUACUCGGGACUCCAAGUUCUUAGCGACAUACAUUGCCUCAAGUGAGCAUUACCUUGCCGUUGGCUACUCAGAUGGGACAGUCAACACUUUUGACUUGAGGUCAGGAAAUUUGUUGCAAGUGUUCCCUGGACAUCGAUCACCCAUCAGUUCUUUGGCAUUCGAUCCAAGAAAUCUCCGUCUUGCAUCCGGAGCCAAGGACACAGAAAUUGUUGUCUGGGACUUGGUGGCUGAAAGUGGUAUUCAACGACUCAGUGGUCACAAAGGAGUUAUAACGCAACUUAAGUUUAUGGAUUCUCGCAAUAUUCUAGUAUCAGCAUCAAAGGAUACUUUCAUUAAAUUUUGGGAUUUAGAUACCAACUAUUGUUUCAAAACUCUUGCAGGUCAUGUCACUGAGGUUUGGAGCUUAAAUAUCCUCCUUAAUGACUCCUAUGUGAUUGCUGGCAGUUCAGAUAGUGAAUUGCGAGUUUGGAAAAUCUUGGAGACAACAGACAGUGACAUUUCUAAAAUAGAAGAAAGAUUGAACAAUUUACUGGUAGGAGAAGACACAUCAGAUGUAGCGUGCCCUAUUCGAUGUGAAAAGGCAGGCUCAAUUCUCUGUAAACGAAGAGGUAGAGUUGUUUCCAUGGUGUCAGAUCCAACUAGGUCAAUCUUAGCAUGUCAUGGUGAUGACAAAAUUGUGGAGUUAUUUCAAUUUGUCUCUGAUGAAGUAACAGAUUCAAGGUUCCAGAAAAGGCUAAAGAAGCAGCGGAAAAAAUCUAUUAACUCUGAAGAGAUGUCUGAACUAGACAAUGAAACAAGUCCAGGCUUGCGAGAUAGAGUAGUAAGACUGGCUAUCAUAAAGACUGACCAUAAAAUCAAAUCAGUGGAUUUGAUUAUGGGUAGAGGUGAAGAAAUUCGAGUUGCAGUAUUAUUAAACAACAACUCUGUAGAAUUGCACUCGCUAACUGUUUCAAAUACCAAAGAGUCACAGUUGAUACGAAAACUGACAGCACAAGGCCAUCACUCAGAAGUCCGUGCUGUUGCAUUUAGUUCUGAUAACUUAGCAUUUGUUUCUGGAGCUGGCUCCGAUGUUAAAGUUUGGAAUAGGGCCUCCUUGACUAGUCUGCGAACUGUGCCAACAGGAUAUGUGUUAAGUCUUUGUUUUGCACCCGGUGACCGUCAUGUUCUUGCUGGCCUGAAGGAUGGAAAGUUACUAAUCAUUGAUAUUGCAUCAGCUGAUGUAUUAGAAGAAAUUGAAGCACACACAGCGGACUUGAACUGUGUAACUUUACUGCCUGACUUGACUGGUUGUAUAACUGGCGGUGGAGACAAAACUGUGAAAGUAUGGCAGUUUGAAUUGAUUCCUGCGCGGGCGGAUGAUUCUGAUCCGGAAAACGUUAGAUCAAAAGCUAAAGUGUUGUCCUUACUGCAUUUGAGAACAUUGAAGUUGGAGGAAACUGUUCUGUCCCUGAGAGCAAGUCCAGAUAGUAAAUUAUUAGCUGUUGGUCUUUUAGACAGCACUGUUAAAAUAUUUUUCCUGGAUACAUUCAAGUUUUUCCUGAAAUUGUAUGGUCACAAACUACCCAUAUCUUGCCUGGAUAUCUGCGAUGAUUCAACCCUGAUAGUGACCGGUAGUGGAGACCGAAAUAUUAAAAUUUGGGGUCUAGAUUUUGGUGAUUGCCAUAAAUCAAUUUUUGCCCAUGAGGACACUGUUACAAGCGUAGUAUUUGUACCUAACACUCACCAGUUUUUCACAUCUGGUAAAGAUGGGUUUAUAAAGCAAUGGGAUGCAGAUAAUUUUGAACGAAUCAUCACUCUACAGGGUCAUCAUGGUGAAGCAUGGAAUCUAGCAAUCAGUCCAAACGGACAGUACCUCGUUAGCUGUGGUCAAGACAGAGUUAUCAGACUUCAUGAAAUUACAGAGGAGCCGCUGGUAUUAGAGGAUGAACGUGAAACUGAGAGAGAGCAAGAAGAAGAGGCAACUUUGGCAUCUGGUCAAGAUACAGUUGUGGCUGGUGGAGCAGCUCUCAAUUUACCAUCAAAGAAAACAGUCGCUGCUGAAAAGGCUGCGGAAUUGAUUCUUGAGUGUUUGACAGAGAGUGAAAAAUAUCGUUUGGCUGCUGAAGAAAAUAGACUAGAAGGCAAAAAACCGCCUCCUCUCCCUGCCAUUAUGCGAGCAUAUCAAGUUACAUGUUUAGAGGAGUAUCUUCUGGAAAUGUUAGCAAGAGCCAGAGCCAGUGAAUUAGAAGAAUGUCUUAUACUUUUACCGUUUUCAUCAGUUUGUCAACUCCUAGAACUUCUGGUUCCUCUUCUCAAAACACCACACCAUCGGACUGAGCUAGUUGUUCGCACUCUAAUCUUUCUGGUCAAAGUUCAUCAUGGACCAAUCACCAGCGCAUAUACAAUUCUUCCCACCCUUAGAAAACUUACUCAGCUAGCUCGAGAUAGGAUAAAAGAAUUGAAGGAUCUAAAUGGAACUAAUCUCUAUGGACUCUUAUUCCUUCAACGUAAAAUUGAAAGGGAUGAAGGCAUCGACAUAUUUACAGAAGCUGUCAAGGACAGACGUGAGAAGGAUCGACGGAAAAGAAAAAGAGAAAAGGUUGCCAAAGCAGCCAUCAUUGCUUUAUAGGAUGUUUGGAAGUCUAAAUGAAACUUUACUGAUCUUUUGAUUUUAAAAAUUGAAGUAUGAAUUGUUUUAGUUUAUCAUGUUAACAAGUAUCAACUGUCCAAACAAAGGACGGACAAUGAAGUACCUGUUACCGGUAGUGUAUGAAUUUUUAUGUAAAUAAAACUCAUUUUUAUUUUUUAACAAA